Rhizoctonia solani is the source of this 1623-nucleotide messenger RNA. RefSeq names its product cytochrome P450 family protein. Lineage: Eukaryota; Fungi; Basidiomycota; Agaricomycetes; Cantharellales; Ceratobasidiaceae. The record is from RefSeq and is a predicted model, not a curated record. Bases 1 to 1623 code for a protein of 540 amino acids. Gene Ontology annotation, molecular function: heme binding; oxidoreductase activity, acting on paired donors, with incorporation or reduction of molecular oxygen; monooxygenase activity. The transcript has 10 exons.
AUGUCCGAUAUGAGUCCUUUCAUUGUUGCGGUAACCCUGGCCGCACUUGCGUUGCUCAUACAUUUUGUUCAUUCGUGGUUAUUACCCAAACCAAUAUCCGGCAUCCCACAUAACUCAAUAGCUAGUAUAUGGGGUGACAUUCCCUCCAUCACCAAAGCUAUAAAGGACAACAAGAAGACAUUUUCGGACUACGUGGCCGAUGUCGUCGCUGAACAUGGACCAAUAUUGCAGAUUCUGAUCGGUCGACAUCCUAUAGUGGUUAUUUCUGAUAGAAAGGAGAUGGAGAGAAUCCUUCUCGGUGGGAAGUGCACGGAUCAGUCCAAAAGAGCGAAUGAAAUCUUUGCAACGGUCGUCCCCACAGGGCAGGUUGCUCUUCCCACAAAUGAAACGUGGAAACGUCAUCGGCGUCUUACCGGUCCAAGCAUGAGCAGACGUUAUCUCGAACGCAUGUCUGGUCGUAUUGCCUCGGCAGCCAAUGACCUGGCCAGGCUAUGGGACGCCAAGAUUAGAGUUGUUGGCUCUGCUGCAUUUGACGCGGAUUCAGAUCUCCAGUUAGCUACGAUGGACGCUAUUGUGAACAUUACCAUGGGAUCUCCGCUCGGCUGUGUCGAGACUGCCUACAACGCAUUGUCGGCGGAAGUGAUCCAGUCGAAUGGUAUAGUUCAUCUUCCACAAUUCGACCUUCCUCCACUACACGAGGCUCUGAGAGCGAUGAUGGAAAGCAUCGAGAGGGCGAGCGGGUCUCCAUUCCCUAUGCUUUCAGCCAGGCUCUUUACUUACACGUCCCCCGUGUGGAGAAAGCAAUACAAGCUAUUGAACUCAUUUCUCUCUAACGCUAUUUCUCACUCUCGAGAACGGGAAGCGAUCUUAGGCAGCAAGGGCGAAGGACUAGUAACCGAUGCCGAUUGUGUACUGGAUAUGAUUAUCCAGCGGGAAGCUCGUGAGGGAGCCGAAGCGUUCGGUAAGGGAGAAAUGCUCGACGAAUUGAUGACAUAUGUGCUUGCCGGGCAGGACACGACAGCCGCUUCUUUGGGGUGGUUAGUCAAGUUUCUUCCUCAAGAUCCUGAAAUACAACUUCGACUUCACAAUGAAGUAUGCAAUGUGUUUGGUCCGGGGACUGAAUCAGACGAGUUCUUGGAUUUCAACUUGUUGGAUGACCAUAUACGAGUACCUAUUCUGGAAGCUGUGGUAGCAGAGACUCUAAGGUGUGCUAGUGUGGCAGCUAUCAUAUCUCGGGACCUUCUUCAGGACGAGGUUAUCUUGGGGAGGCACGUUCCAAAAGGAGCACAAUUGAUGUUUACUAUUAAAUUGAUGAGCCAAAGCGAGACCGAGUGGGGGCCAGAUGCGAAAGCGUGGCGACCUAGUCGAUGGUUGAACUCUGAUGGCACAUUCAACCGAUUGGCUGGGCCUAGCAUCCCAUUCGGUGCAGGGCAGAGGUCAUGCUUUGGACAAAGGCUUGCGAUUCUUCAGCUAAAGACAUACCUUGCCGUUAUAUCCAGGGCUUUCUUCUUCAAGCCUGUACUGCCCGAAGUAGAUGAUUGGGGAGUUGUUGAGGUAGUUACCAAUCGCCCCAGAAUGUGUUAUGUCUCUUUGGAGAGAUGGGAUUCAAAGAAUGGUUCUUAA